ACAUUGCGUAAAAAAAGAUAGAUAUGCUUAAGCUGGUGAAUCAUCGUUACUACUAAUUAAGCCACAUGUCCCAAUAACAAUAGACAAGCCAGCUGAUUGCAAAAUAUGUCGACCGAUGCGGACGCCGCAACGAAAUGUGCCCGCUUACUGAAAUUCAAGGAAUUUCUAGCCAGGAGCAACAGCAACAACAAAAGUGGUGAACAAAACGCGGCCAACGAAUUGGCCCGCAACGGAAGUUGUGUAACGCGCAGCAGCAACGACACCUACAAAGUCACCGGCGACGAGCGACGUGCCGAAAUUGUUGCCGCCAUUUGGAAACAGCUCAACACACGCGGCUGUCCGCAGGGCUUUCAGUUGAAGCUGCUACAUUCGGCGCGGGAGCAAGUGGAGCACGAGAUACGCCAUGCAAAGGAGUUUGAGACGAAUUUGGACGUUGCGGAGCCACAAUAUGAUCUGCUGAAAUUGCAAAAGUAUGUCGCAACACAGCUGGAUAAGCUGCUACUCACGCUGACGGAUAAUGCUGCGCUGGAAAAGCUACAACUCUAUGCAGAUGAUGGCAUUCUCUGCACGGAGCCUGGCAGCUGUCAGUGCGGAUCAUUGGAUUCCCAGCCGCCGACUUGUAGUGCAGCAGCGAUUAAGAAUAAGCCGCGUAAAAUGGAGGAUCGUCAUGUGUGCCUGGAGCGCUUCGGUGCCAUCUAUCAGCUAAAAAAUCACCCGGAUUGUCGCUUCUUUGGCGUCUUCGAUGGCCAUUCGGGGGCCCUGUCCGCCAGUUAUGUGACCAGUCAGUUGCCCCAGUUGCUGGCUGAGCAGCUGCGACGCGCACCGGAGUCCAUGGAGAGCAAUGCGGAUUUCUAUCGCACAGCUUUUGAGACGGCAUUUCUGCAAGCAGACGAACGGUUUGCGAGAAAACGCAUCACCAGCGGUACCACAGCAGUCUGUGGUCUGAUCACUGACGAUCGUCAGUUGUACAUUGCCUGGGUGGGUGACUCGAAGGCGCUGCUGGUGGGUGAACGUACACAGUUGCAGCUGGUGAAGCCACACAAGCCGGAAGCUGUGGAUGAGCGGCGACGCAUUGAGUUGUGCGGCGGCAGCGUUAUCCAUGCCCAGGGUCAGUGGCGUGUCAAUGGCAUACUGAAUGUGGGUCGUUCCAUUGGCGACUAUUGUCUUGAGGCAGUGAUUGCUGAGCCGGAUUUCGUUGAUGUGCCACUGAGUGAGGCACAUGAUUUUUUGGUCCUUGGCUCGGAUGGAUUGUGGGAUCAUGUGCCCGAGGCUUUUAUCGUGGAUACGGUCUAUGAGUGCCUUGCUGAUCCGCAAACGAAGCUUGAUGACAUUCCCAAACUGCUGGUGGAGGCUGCCAAGGAGCGUGAUUCCCAGGAUAAUAUCACAUGCAUUCUGGUGCUGCUCAAGCCACGUCUGCAAAUUGGCCCGCGUUUAGCCAACUGAGUUUUUUCUUUAUAUUUUUCUUGGGUUGAAUUUGUUAACUGCAUAUUGUUGUCUGUUUUAAUUUUUUUGUUUAUAUAAAUGUAAAUAGGUUUAAGUACGCAUUUCUAGAAUGAUGCCACAAAUCAUCAUCAUUCUCAUAUGUGCCUGUGGCGCCACUUUGGUUGCCUCUCGAAUAAGCUCAAUCACAAUCUAUAUAUAUUUUUUGCAUGCCACCCUUGUCAGAUACAUAUAUAAAUAUAAUAUAUAUAUAUAUAUACACAUCUAUUUACACACAAAAAUACACACACAAAAUUAUCAAUUGUUUAUUGGCAGCUUUUUAAAUGACUCACAGUGCUUCCGCCAAAAAGUUUUAAUUGCUGUAUUAUAUACUAAAGCAAACAUAUAUAUAUAUAGUAUAUACACCUAUAUAUUCUUAUAAUCUGCCCAGUUGACAAGCUAACGAAACUCCAAACAACGAGUGCUUUAUUUUAUGAGCAAUUUUUGAGCAAUAGUAAUAUAUAUAUAUAACAAUAUAACAACAAUUAAAAUUCAACUAAACCUCGAAAAGUUAAGUUAAGCUAAAUAAUUUCUAUUAACCAAUUUCAUAAGCUUUUCUUAAGUGCAGUAUUAGAAAACAGAAUACUUAAGCAACAAGAAAUUUAAGAUGGUUUUCCCAUACCAUAUCCAAAGUUUAGUGAUGUAUAUAUACAUAUAUAUAUAUAAAUCAAAAAUAAGUUUCGCUUUUUAAAUGUAAUACCUAAAACGAUUCUAAUUUUAGAAAUACUUUAACUUGAAAUACCUAAAUAUCCUAAAAAUCUAUCAAACCAAUUCUAGUAAUUUAACGUAACUUUAACAAUACUAUACAAGAACAAAAUACUAGAAUCCAUUUUAUAAGAUCAAACAAUUUUAUCCUUGAACGGUUUGAGUUAUUCUUUCUUUGCCUUAGAGUGUUUGUCAAUUGGGUAUUGCCCCUACAUUUUUACCUAAACAUAUUUACAAGGCGCACACACAAAUCACACCUGCAAUCAGCGUUAUUGUUGAGAUCCCACACAGAUUAAGUACCUUUUUAUACAAAACAAAACAAAAAUAAAUAUUUGAAGCAUUUUAACAAGAACAUUUUUAAAAACAACACAAAAGCAAAUUGUUUACGAAUUUUUUAUUGGAAUAAAGAAAAUCGCAUUAGAAAAAUUAA
Messenger RNA from Drosophila grimshawi, 2614 nucleotides. Its product is annotated as protein phosphatase 1F. Gene Ontology annotation, biological process: protein dephosphorylation. The record is from RefSeq and is a predicted model, not a curated record. Gene Ontology annotation, molecular function: protein serine/threonine phosphatase activity. The transcript has a single exon. NCBI's taxonomy places the organism in Eukaryota, Metazoa, Arthropoda, Insecta, Diptera, Drosophilidae. Bases 106 to 1443 code for a protein of 445 amino acids.